Molecule: messenger RNA, 1032 nt
Organism: Trichoplusia ni (cabbage looper)
Lineage: Eukaryota; Metazoa; Arthropoda; Insecta; Lepidoptera; Noctuidae
Gene: RpII18
Product: DNA-directed RNA polymerases I, II, and III subunit RPABC2
Exons: 2
Coding region: 181-579 (132 amino acids)
Biological process (GO): DNA-templated transcription
Cellular component (GO): RNA polymerase II, core complex; nucleus; RNA polymerase I complex
Molecular function (GO): DNA binding; DNA-directed RNA polymerase activity
Source: RefSeq, a predicted model, not a curated record
GCUACACUAGUUCUGGACGUUCUGGUGUCACUGUCAGAUUUUUAAGACAAUUUUGUUGUUCUGCAAACAUAACCUAAAACGUGGAUUUUGUAAAAUAAUAAUUACUGCAGGUAGAAAAGCGCUUCUUAAGCAUUGUUACAUUAAUAACAGCCUAUUUAGUUUUAAACUUUCAUAUCAAAUAUGGCUGACGAGGAAUAUGAGGCAGAAGACGCGGGAGCAGACUACGAUGAUAUUGCGGAGGAUGACGACAAUAUUGAAGAGACUGAGGAGCAGGAGGAAGACGGAUACAAUGUUCAGUGUCUCGCACCGGGGCAGGCCGGCGGCGGGGUCGAGAAGUCCAAGCGCAUCACUACGCGGUACAUGACUAAAUACGAACGAGCGAGAGUUUUAGGUACAAGAGCAUUACAAAUAGCCAUGUGUGCACCUGUUAUGGUUGAAUUGGAAGGAGAAACAGACCCCCUACAGAUUGCUAUGAAGGAGCUGAAACAUGGCAAGAUCCCCAUUAUAAUCAGAAGAUAUCUUCCGGACCAUUCCUAUGAAGACUGGAGUAUAGACGAACUUAUUAUCAUUGAUCAUUAAUAAUAAGAUAGCUUAGCUAGUUCUCUAUGGUUUUGUACUGUAGUUGAUGCAUCAUCAACUCCUUUGUGGGCCUUAACCAUGAUAUGAAAUUAUAAGAAAUAUGUUCAUAACUGUUUCAGUUAUCUAUGACGACGAUGACAUAAGCAAAGCAGUCACAUUUGAAAUACUUUUUUUAUUCAAUUCAGACUUGAAUAAGAAUAAAAGAAACUUAUUAGAAUUCCGAUUGUUUUGCUGGAAGCUGAAUAAUAAGUUUAUAAUUUCCAUUUUCAUAGAGUUUAUACUCCUUCAGAGAUUCUGUUAAUAUUUUGUAAUUUCUCAAUCUUUACCUCAAAAAGUACCUUUUUUAUAAUAUCAUGAUUAAGGCCUUAGUUUACUAUUAAUAAUGUCACUUCAUCAUAUUUUUAAUAGGAUGUCUGUGUAGUUCUAAGAAAUAAAUGUAAGAUAUUUUAAGUA